Penicillium cinerascens is the source of this 225-nucleotide messenger RNA. RefSeq lists its product as uncharacterized. The coding region runs from base 1 to 225 and encodes 74 amino acids. The transcript is spliced from 2 exons. NCBI's taxonomy places the organism in Eukaryota, Fungi, Ascomycota, Eurotiomycetes, Eurotiales, Aspergillaceae. The record is from RefSeq and is a predicted model, not a curated record.
AUGGCCGAUGAGGAUACAUCAUCGCUGAAGUUGCCUGUGGUCGAGCCAAGCCCGUAUCCUUUCUCAGUAUCAUAUCACUGGUAUUGUGCGGCUUUCCUGCAGCUCGAAUAUUCCGACGCCAUGGGAAAACCGCAGCUGCAUGUAGUGCAGGUCGCUGCCAUUCUGACGCUUUGCCAUUCCCACUUUGGACAAAGAUACCGGGACAUCAACCUGUCAACGGUUUAG